AUGCUUCGACAACAUGAUUCAACCAUUGACAACGCUGAAACAACUUCAAAUGACCAUAAUACAGAAUAUGAUAGCUUAUCGUCGUCGUCAUCAUCAAUUAUCGAUGAAGAUAUCGAUUUUGAUUUAGUUUAUUCAAUGCAUACAUUUGAAGCUACUGUUGAAGGUCAAGCAAGUGUAGAAAAAGGUGACUCUUUAACUUUGUUGGAUGAUUCUAAUAUUUAUUGGUGGUUAGUUAAAUUGACAAAAAAUGGAAAAACUGGUUAUAUACCGGCUGAAAUUAUCGAGACACCAUAUGAAAAACUGGCAAGAUUGAAUAAAAAUAGAAAUCUUAAUGUAAGCAAAUAA
Messenger RNA from Entrophospora sp. SA101, 345 nucleotides. The record is from the annotation of a GenBank genome assembly. Lineage: Eukaryota; Fungi; Glomeromycota; Glomeromycetes; Entrophosporales; Entrophosporaceae.